UUUUGUUUUGAAGUUACAUUCAUGUUAUUCUGCUUUUUACUGUUCCUAUUUUAAAGGAUUCUCUUCAGUUCUUCUUUGCCCGUCAGGAUGCCGAGUAGACGGUACAUGAAUGAGGAUGAGCUUAGGGAAGCUUUAGACUACAUCACAUCUGACCAAGUUAGUGAAAAUGGGGACGAUGACUAUCUUCUUGAUUUGGAGGCACGAGAAGCUGGAUGGAGUUUGUCAGAUGAUGGGUCGGAGGAAGAAAUGGAUGUUGAUUCUGACCCAGAGCUUGACCAUGGGAAUGAGGUUGGUGAUAAUGGCGAUGCUGGAUGAGUCGUUGAAGGGGCUUACGAUGAUAUAUGGCUAAAGGCGUUCAGCGAGAGAGUUGGCACAUUGUUACGGGAACCUGGUAGUGAGGCAACACCUUAUGAGAUCUUUUCUGAUUUUCUUACCGAGGACAUCAUUCAUAAGAUUGUAAUUGAGAUAAAUCGAUACGCUGAGCAGUACUUCGCAAGUAAAGGUGGACAGUAGAGCGAGGAAAUGGAAGCCAGUGAAUGCCGGGGACAUCAAGGCUGUUAUAGGUGUUAUCAUGUACACAGGACUGGCUAGACUUCCUUCCUACGACUUGUAUUGGAAUAAUGACGCGCUUCUAAAUUUAGGGGUGAAAAGGACAAUUUCAAGGGACAGAUUUCUUCAGAUCUCGGCAUUUAUUCACUUGGCAAACAAUGAUGAGGCACCACAGGGAGAUCAGGCUGACAAACUCCACAAGAUACGGCAGGUUAUGGACAUGUUUAUUGAGAGAUGGGGACGGAAUUUUGGCCCCAAUAGGGAGUUGAGCGUCGAUUAGACAGUGAUCGAUUUCAAGGGUCGGAGUCCCAUGCAAAGAUACAAUCCAAAUAAACCUCACAAGUAGGGCAUGAUAGCCUAGAGUUUGUAUGAUUCCAAGACAGGAUAUGUUAUGAACUGGAAGAUUGCUUCAGGAGCAGAUGAAAGACAGAGAACGGAGAAAGAGGAGCUAUGCAUGCUACUGUCUACAACAUAUCAAGGGAUUACCAAAACAUUUGUACAUGUACAAUCUGUUGUCUUCUCCAUCUCUCUUCACAGAACUUGCAAACAACGACACUGGAGCAUGUGGUACACUUCGUACUAAUCGAAGAGGUGUUCCGGAUCAAAUUCAUCGACAUAAGCCGAAGAAGGAUCAUCCUGCUCUUGUCAUGAAGGAAGACCGCCUAACCUACAUAUCCUGGGCAGAUAAGAGACCCGUGAAAGUUGUGAACUCAAUUCACAAUGGCGCAACCUUCCGGAAGCGAGUAAGAUCGAAGCAUGGGGGAAAUAAUAGAAGAACCUAUAUGGGAGGCGUUGACUUAGCCGAUCAGAUGAUGUGGCAUUCCCUGAAUAUCCAUAGAUCAUGUAAAUGGUGGAAUAAAAUCUUUUUAGCUGUUUUGGAGGUGUGUUUAUGUAAUACUAUGAUCAUUGUGAGGGCAUUGAACAAUGCCAAGCCAGCAUAGCAACAGAAAACAGUUGACGUAAACAAGGCAAGGCUAAGUGUUAUCCGGGGUUUGCUUGAGUGAUAUGAAAGAUCGCCACGCCCAGGGCCAAGACUUAUCGAACACCAACCGAUCAGUAGGCUGACAGAAAGGCAUUUCGUUGGGAUCGACCCCAAAAGAGACAGGCUAGGUAAACCCUGUCGUUUUGGACUGCAUCGUUUGUUCCAGUCGCAAAGAAGGUGAGACGCGUCACAGAACCUCAGUGGUCUGCAAUGACUGUGGAAAUGUUCCGAUGUGCGAGUUUCCUUGCCACAGGGUAUAUUAUACCCGCAAGAACUUCAAGGUCAAGUGUACCCCUCAACUUCAUGUACCACAGGUAUAGACCAUAAGAAGGACUCAAUAUGAAUGGACGUUUGCUAAUAUUUAGUGUUGAUAUUGUAUUUUAUUGUAAUAGGAGUGGGCUUUAAAUGGGUGAUGCUUGGUUUUACUGUGGCAACAGUUUUUUGCGUUCCUUUUACCUUAUCUCAACAUGAAAUGACAAUAUUUUUUGUCUCGGAAAAGUGUGCCAAGGCAAAAUCCAAAAUGGCUGCCAAAAUCACAUUUUUGGCUACAACUUUUUUAUUUGGUGGUUUUUUUUUCUGGUUUUGGUGUCUAUUCAUAUGUUGCGAGGGGCAGGUAAUUUCCUUUUCCAAAAAAUAGUACUUUUAAAUCAUUAUUUGUAGAGUUAUAAGGUCAUUUACAAUUUUUUUACGCCUUUUUUCACCCCGAAAGUAGGAUUCAUCGUCUUGUGGUUUGUGGAUACUAGACCAUACCAGGUGAACAGUAACAAGCAGCUUAUAUAGCCCUAUCCUUUUAUUCCUCUAAAUUGGGCUUUACGGAUAUUUGCAAAAUAUAUCUUGUCAAAUAAAAAUAAAAUGUAAUUUAUCCGUAGGGGCUAUACGGUAUGCAAUGCACUGUACAUAUGACACUGCAUAUAUCCAUGCAUUGACCACCAUGACAUAUGACAAGGCCUGUAUAUAAACUACAGUGUCAUAGAAGUGAGCUCCUGAAGUUUAGAAUUAGAUUAUGAAUUGUAAAUUUGAUUGCUAGACUGCC
This is a messenger RNA of Lytechinus pictus (painted urchin), 2564 nucleotides long. RefSeq lists its product as uncharacterized. The coding region runs from base 969 to 1490 and encodes 173 amino acids. The transcript has 2 exons. Lineage: Eukaryota; Metazoa; Echinodermata; Echinoidea; Temnopleuroida; Toxopneustidae. The record is from RefSeq and is a predicted model, not a curated record.